Enterobius vermicularis (human pinworm) is the source of this 903-nucleotide messenger RNA. The record is from the annotation of a GenBank genome assembly. NCBI's taxonomy places the organism in Eukaryota, Metazoa, Nematoda, Chromadorea, Rhabditida, Oxyuridae.
GAACAUUCGAUGAUACCGCCAUCAUCACCUUCAGUCCCUUACUCUCAGCUACAUUCUCCAUUGAGUGCCAGGAAUUCUGUCACCUUAGGGAGAGGAGUACGACCAAGCGCUAGUGGGUAUACAUCUCCUGGCGGAAGGUCGACUUACAGCAACUUCUCAGCCGAUCGCGUUGGUUGUUUAACAGCUGUUAGGAUGACUGCUGGUGCUAAACUGAGCCGAUAUUUCCGAAGACUUGUCCGGUUUAAACAAAUGGACUUUGAGUUCGCAGUGUGGCAGAUGAUAUAUCUUUUGGUAAAACCGCAGAAAGUAUAUCGUAAUUUCAUGUAUCGGAAAAGAACGAAGGAUCAGUGGGCCAGAGAUGAUCCCGCGUUUUUGGUUUUACUUGCCGUGUCUCUUGCUCUUUCGAGUAUACUCUUUGCUAUAGUGAUGAGUUUAAACUUUCUAGCUUUUGUUAAAUUUUUCCUUUGGGUCGUCUUUGUGGACUGUAUAGGUGUUGGAAUAGUAAUCGCCACUUUACUAUGGUUCUUGUCAAAUCGUUAUUUGCGACGUGUUUUUGAUCAAGACGUUGAAUGGGGAUACUGCUUUGAUGUACAUUUGAAUGCCUUUUUUCCGAUGCUUAUGCUUUUGCAUGUCUUGAUGCCUCUGACCUACAAAUCCCUUAUUGAAUAUGAUGCUCUUUUGCCACGUUUUUAUGGCAAUACUAUCUGGUUUGUGGCAAUUGUUUAUUAUAUAUACAUAACAUUUUUGGGAUAUACAGCAUUGCCAAUCUUGAAAAACACUCAUAUUUUUUUCUAUCCGAUUACGUUUUUAUUCAUAUUUUACGUCGCAACCGUCACUGCUGGUUGGAAUAUUUCCCGAACAGCGUUCAGGUUUUACCAUUUUCGAACUGCUUCAAGGCAGUAG